AUGUAUGGGCAAGGCCUUUCCUCUAUCAUUCAUCCUCCUGCCAGUGUUUUCUUCUGGGGACGCUCUAGUGUAGUCCAACAAAUAUCAUACAGGCGGUUCUCUCGCACGUCGUUAGCACAAGAUAAGAAGGUUGCAUCCCCGUCAUUUGGGCCAGUUGGCGUCGAGGCAGCACUCCGUGCCUCAUCCGAUCCAUCCUUCAAACCUAAGCCAACUCUGUUGGAAAAGGAGUUCUCACUUGCUGGACAUGUGGCGGUUGUUACUGGUGCGCAGCGUGGACUAGGUCUCGAGGCUGCUGAGGCACUUGCAGAAGCUGGUGCUACAGUGUACUGUUUAGAUCUGCCUGCAGAGCCAGACAAGAAAUUCAUCGUUACGCAAGACUACGUGUCGAAACUCGGACUUGCUCGAAACGCUCGUCUGGAAUACGCAUCCGUGGACGUCACAGACCAGAAAGCUGUAUGGAAGGUCUUUGGUGACAUAGCGGAGAAGGAAGGACGUUUGGACGCCUGCGUCGCUGCUGCGGGUCUUUUGCGCGCAGAGAAGUGCUUGGACUACCCUGCAGAAGACUUCCAGAAGGUAAUGGACGUGAACGUAAACGGCGUCAUGUUUACCGCACAAGCUGCAGGUCGCCAAAUGGUGAAAUUCGGGAGGCCCGGAAGCAUUAUCCUGAUCGCGUCGAUGACAGGAAGCGUAUCUAUAAAGGGACAGAACUGGCUUGCAUAUGAAACGAGCAAGUCCGCUGUAACGCAAAUGGGCCGUAGUAUGGCAUGUGAGCUUGGACCGGAGGAGAUCCGAGUGAAUACUCUGUCCCCAGGAUUUAUUUACACAGCUCUGACAGCAGCAUUCCUUGACGCACAUCCUGGUUUAAAAGAGGAAUGGUCCUCCUUCAACCCGCUCGGCCGAAUUGGAAGGCCAGAUGAACUUCGUGGCGUCAUUGCGUGGUUGGCCUCUGAUGCAUCAUCCUUCUGCACGGGUAGCGACAUCCUUGUCAGUGGAGGCCACCACUCAUGGUAA
Messenger RNA from Fomitiporia mediterranea MF3/22, 1011 nucleotides. Its product is annotated as NAD-binding protein. The transcript has 5 exons. Bases 1 to 1011 code for a protein of 336 amino acids. NCBI's taxonomy places the organism in Eukaryota, Fungi, Basidiomycota, Agaricomycetes, Hymenochaetales, Hymenochaetaceae. The record is from RefSeq and is a predicted model, not a curated record. Gene Ontology annotation, molecular function: oxidoreductase activity, acting on NAD(P)H, oxygen as acceptor. Gene Ontology annotation, cellular component: intracellular anatomical structure.